CUAGACCUCAAAAAAUCAGCUUUAUUUUAUUGUAUCAUUCAUAGAGUUGCCCAGGUUGUCUUCAAACUCCCAACUAUCCUCCUGCCUCACCUUUCCUAGUGCUGGGAUGACAGACACGUGUUGCCACACUCAUCUUCUUUCUUAGUGACCACAUGUGUGUAUGUACAUGUACAAGGGUGUUUGCGUGCAAGUAUGCAGAAGCCAAUGAAUCCCAGAAACCUUCCUGUCUCCACCUCCUCAGCCCCAUGAUAUUGUCAGUCAGUCUGUCUGUCUGCCUGUCUGUCUGCCUGCCUGCCUGUCUGAGGCACCAAAUGUGCCCUGCUUGGGGGAGCACCUGCACCCCCACAAAUAAAACCAGAAAAGAAUUCUAGGUUAUAUACCCACUUAAUUCACACAACUUGGAGUUGAAACAGAAGUGAAGGAGGCAUUCCCCAACACCGUCACUGCCCCUGAAACAAGGAGGUACCACCACACCAGUUUUGAAAAAGCAUGGCUUCUAGGAAUCCAACUCUGGCCCCCAUGCUUCUGGGGCAAGCACCGUACCCUUAGAGCCACCUCCCCUGCCCUAGUGUAAUGUUUUUGAAGUUCGCUCAUGUUGCAGCAUGAGUCAUCCCACAUUUAUUUUUAAUUGCUAAGUAGUAUUCCCCUGUCUUGAUAGAAUGCUUCUCCUUCCUCUGCAUCUCGAGGGACAGACAUUUGAAUCAUUUCCAGUUUGGGGUCGUAAUGAAUCACACUGUGACAUUUGUGUACCGGCCUUUAUGUGGACGCCAGCCUUCAUUUCUCUCGGGUAGAUCCCUCGGAAUGGAUUGCUGAGUCAUUUGCAGAGAGUACUUCAGGCAGAGGAGCCGGGAGAAGCCACCAGGACACACAGACCCAUGGGAAAGCGGGUCGUGGCCACCUCAGGAUCAGGGAGGACGACUUGGGGUGGUGGGCACUGAGGGAGACAUUCUCCCUCCCAGCAUUUGCGCCAUGCAGCUUGGGACAGGACAACUCCGACAGUGCAGGCAGUGACCCAUCCCACCCCUAAGUCUCCUGGGGGGCACUGCCCAGCCCUCCACCCUGUCCCCAGAGGCAGUAUCCCGAGAUGGCUGGGCACGGGUGGGGUGCACCAUGGGUGCUUGUGGCUGCCGUCACGUUACUGCACGCAGGCGGGCUGGCCCAAGGUGACUGCUGGCUGAUCGAGGGUGACAAGGGCUUCGUGUGGCUGGCCAUCUGCAGCCAGAACCAGCCGCCUUAUGAGGCCAUUCCCCAACAGAUCAACAACACCAUUGUGGAUCUGCGGCUUAACGAGAACCGCAUCCGCAGUGUGCAGUAUGCCUCCCUGAGCCGCUUUGGGAACCUCACAUACCUCAACCUCACCAAGAAUGAGAUAGGCUAUAUCGAGGAUGGGGCCUUCUCUGGCCAGUUCAACCUCCAGGUGCUGCAGCUGGGUUACAAUCGGCUGCGCAACCUUACAGAGGGCAUGCUGCGGGGCCUGAGCAAGCUGGAGUACCUGUACCUGCAAGCCAACCUCAUUGAGGUGGUGAUGGCCAGCGCCUUCUGGGAGUGUCCCAACAUCAUCAACAUAGACCUCUCCAUGAACCGUAUCCAGCAGCUAGGCAGCGGCACCUUCGCAGGCCUGGCCAAGCUCUCGGUGUGUGAAAUUUACAGCAACCCUUUCUACUGCUCCUGUGAGCUGCUGGGCUUCCUGCGCUGGCUGGCCGCCUUCACCAACGCCACACAGACCCAUGACCGGGUACAGUGUGAGUCACCUCCCGUCUACGCUGGCUACUUCCUGCUGGGCCAGGGUCGCCAUGGCCACCAACGUAGCAUCCUCAGCAAACUGCAGUCUGUAUGUACUGAGGACUCCUACACAGCUGAGGUACUUGGCCCACCUCGCCCAGUGCCGGGCAGGUCACAGCCAGGACAUUCGCCACCACCCCCUCCACCAGAGCCCAGCGAUGUGCCCUGUCCCGAUGACGAGUGCUUCUCUGGUGACGGCACCACACCGCUGGUGGUCCUGACUACUCUGGCCACUCAGAUGGAGGCUCGUCCCUCCAUGAAAGUCAAGCAGUUGACCCAAAACUCGGCCACCAUCAUGGUGCAGCUGCCGAGCCCAUUCAACCGCAUGUACACACUGGAGCAGUACAACAACAGCAAAUCGUUCACCGUGUCCAAGCUGACCCAGCCCCAGGAGGAGAUCCGCCUUACCAAUCUCUACACCCUCACCAACUACACAUACUGCGUGGUCUCCACCAGCUCUGGCACCCAUCAUAACCACACCUGCCUUACCAUCUGCCUUCCCAAGCCGCCCAGCCCACCUGGCCCUGUGCCCAGCCCCUCCACAGCCACUCACUAUAUCAUGACCAUCCUGGGCUGCCUCUUCGGCAUGGUGCUCGUUCUGGGCGCCGUUUACUACUGCCUGCGCAAGCGGAGGCGACAGGAGGAGAAACAUAAGAAGGCGGUGGCGGCAGCAGCUGGCAGCCUGAAAAAAACCAUCAUCGAGCUUAAGUACGGGCCUGAGAUUGAGGCACCUGGGCUAGCCCCGUUGACCCAGGGCCCGCUGUUGGGCCCCGAGGCUGUGACUCGUAUACCCUACCUGCCAGCCACCACCAGUGAUGUGGAGCAGUAUAAGCUGGUGGAGAGUAGUGAGACCCCCAAAGCCACCAAGGGGAACUACAUUGAAGUGCGCACAGGGGAGCCAGCAGAACGCAGAAGCUGUGAGCUGAGCCGACCUGGCGGUCCGGAAAACCAGGGGUCAGUAGCCGAGAUCUCCACUAUCGCCAAGGAGGUGGACAGGGUCAACCAGAUCAUUAACAACUGCAUCGACGCACUCAAGUCCGAGUCCACCUCCUUCCAGGGCGCCAAAUCUGGGGCCGUGUCUGCGGCUGAGCCGCAGCUGGUACUGCUAUCCGAGCCUCUAGCUAGCAAGCACAGCUUCCUGUCCCCUGUAUACAAAGAUGCCUUCGGCCAUGGUGGCCUGCAGCGGCACCACAGUGUGGAGGCUGCGCCUGGUCCUCCCAGGGCCAGCACUUCAUCCAGCGGUUCUGCACGUAGCCCUCGCACCUUCCGGGCUGAGGCCACCGGCACACAUAAGGCCCAAGCCACUGAGACCAAGUACAUUGAAAAAAGCUCACCUGUGCCCGAGACCAUCCUCACUGUGACACCCGCGGCCACUGUGCUGCGGGCCGAGGCCGACAAGAGUCGUCAGUAUGGCGAGCAUCGGCACUCGUACCCCGGCUCCCACCCUGCUGAGCCACCUGCUCCACCACCACCUCCACCCACUCAUGAGGGGCUGGGUGGCCGCAAGGCAUCUAUCCUGGAGCCUCUGACCCGGCCACGACCCCGAGACCUCGUCUACUCGCAGCUGUCCCCGCAGUACCACAACCUGAGCUAUUCCUCUAGCCCUGAGUACACCUGCAGGGCGUCCCCGAGCAUCUGGGAGCGCCUCAGACUGAGCCGUCGGAGGCACAAGGAUGAUGCGGAGUUCAUGGCGGCUGGCCACGCCCUGCGCAAGAAGGUCCAGUUUGCCAAAGAUGAGGACCUGCAUGACAUCCUAGACUAUUGGAAGGGCGUGUCUGCCCAGCACAAGUCCUGAAUCUCCCUCCAUCCCUCGGCAGGGCCCAAAGUAACCUGGCCCUGUCUUCUCCGAAACUCGUGAUGCUCAGUGGACCAAAAAGGAUAGACCAUCGGCAGCAGCUAUCCCUGACUGAGACUCAACACUAAGCCCAACAUAAGUGCACAACAAGGGGCUGCUGGGCUCAGUGCCUGGCCUGCAGGGACAGCUCGAGGAGGCCACAGGUGGCCAUGACAGUAGACAUACUAACUUUCAUGUAAACUGUAUUGUGCCUGCUGCCUGGUGCAAGCAAGCAAGAUAGACACACACACACACACACACACACACACACACACGCACAUACACACACACAUGCACGCACGCAUGCACACACGCACAAACACAUAUACAGGUACACAUGCGCACACACAUGCACAUGCAUACACAUGCACACAUGGGACUUCAGAAAACUGUGUCUUACGGGUGGGGGUGGGGGAGGGGGAAUUUUUUCCAUUAUCUUUCUUGUUUUGAGUCUUCUCUUCCUUUUAUCCCUUUCUUCUCUCUUUCCUUUUUCUUUCCUUCCUUUUUAAAAAAUAUAUCUAUAUAUAAAAGUGAAAUUCUUUAAAAAAAACCUAAAUCACCUAUCAUGGGGGGCGUAACCGAGUGUGGCCAGCGCUUUAUGGCACCCCCCUAAAUAUGAUCUCCCAGUCUGUGGAGUGCAGAGGGGUACAGCUGAGGCAGAUGGGCUGUCUUUGACUCUGGCAGCUUCCCGAGGCUGUGGGACUCCAGGAGGGAGAUGGAAACUGUGUCUGGGGACAGGACAGGGUGGCAAGAGGGGUGCAGGCUGGGAAGCAUUGUGGGGUCCCCCACCCCGGCCCAUCUUCAUUGUACACUGUAGCUGUUCUAUUGUACAGAAAAAAUCUAUAUUUGCAAAGUUUGCUGUAAAAUGAGAGAGAAAAAAGACUAUGUCUACUAAAAAAAAUCUGCAAAGGAAAAAAAUUCAAAUGCA
Messenger RNA from Mesocricetus auratus (golden hamster), 4544 nucleotides. RefSeq names its product extracellular leucine rich repeat and fibronectin type III domain containing 1 (gene Elfn1). The record is from RefSeq and is a predicted model, not a curated record. Gene Ontology annotation, molecular function: protein binding. The transcript has 2 exons. Lineage: Eukaryota; Metazoa; Chordata; Mammalia; Rodentia; Cricetidae. Gene Ontology annotation, cellular component: plasma membrane. The coding region runs from base 1085 to 3577 and encodes 830 amino acids.